Rhagoletis zephyria (snowberry fruit fly) is the source of this 2102-nucleotide messenger RNA. It is a transcript of the gene Icmt, whose product is annotated as isoprenylcysteine carboxylmethyltransferase ste14. NCBI's taxonomy places the organism in Eukaryota, Metazoa, Arthropoda, Insecta, Diptera, Tephritidae. Gene Ontology annotation, molecular function: protein C-terminal S-isoprenylcysteine carboxyl O-methyltransferase activity. The record is from RefSeq and is a predicted model, not a curated record. Gene Ontology annotation, biological process: C-terminal protein methylation. Gene Ontology annotation, cellular component: endoplasmic reticulum; membrane.
GCAAGUAUUGAUUUAUUAAUGGACAAAUGUGUACAAAUUGUAUGAACUUUUCUACUACCUUCUUUGAGGAAAAUUUUCUACGAAUCUGGCAGCACUUUCGAUCAGCUGUUGUUUUGUUUAUUUGGCCAGCCUUCAAUUUUCGAUAUCCAUUUUUUUUCAAAAAAAUAAAAUUUUGACUGAAGAAAAGGAACUAUCCUUAAUAUACGAAUUGGCACAAAUUGGGCAAUUUAAGGACUUACGAAAAGCAAAAACCAACCAUAGGUAUUCCAAAGCACAAAAUAACGUGGUAACAAAAAGUUAAGGGAAGUGGAGCCGUCGGCCAGACUGUCAAUCGUCAAAAGAGUGUGUCAUGAACACAGGGCAACGACCAACAACCGUGGACUCCAAAUUGUGCCAUGAAGGGCGUUUGAGUUUAUAUUGCUAUCUAGGUACAGGUUUUGCUGUAUUUAUUGCAACAGCUCCACAAAUCUACUAUGACACCGUACCAGAUGUUUGGGGUGCUGUCAUGUGGGGGCCGAUCUUAUACUAUGCGUUAAUUAAUAUGGUUAUUCGUUAUUUAUUGCGCGACAACGACUAUCAGAUUGCGCUACGCUCUUCCUUCUUGGGGUUUGUUGAAGCGAUCAGUGUGCUUAUAGUACUUUUUGCGCCUGGUGAUUUAAAACAAUUCGGCGUUUAUGCAUUCUUUAUGGCAUUUUUCCAUUAUUCAGAAUUUCUAGCCAUUGCGUGGUGUAAUCCAACCAGCCUUUCGGUAGAUUCAUUUAUAUUGAAUCACUCUAUACACUAUGCACUGGCAGCAGUGGCUAGUUGGUUCGAGUUCGGGCUAGAAGUAUGGUUGCUGCCAAGUUUUAAAGGUUUCUAUUACAUUUGGCUAAUUGGUGUGGUACUGUGUACAGUUGGCGAAAUUAUACGAAAAGUAGCAAUGAUAACUGCACGCAACAGUUUUACGCAUUUGGUGCAAUACGAAAAAGCUGAUAAUCAUAAAUUGAUAACACACGGCAUUUAUGCGUAUAUGCGACACCCAUCGUAUGUUGGCUGGUUUUGGUGGUCUGUGGGCACACAAAUAAUACUGCUCAAUCCGUUAUGUAUAUUGAUCUACACGAUUGUCUCGUGGAAAUUCUUCCACGAUCGCAUUUACAUGGAGGAAAUUACUUUACUAAAUUUCUUUCGCUCAGAUUAUCAUAAAUAUCAGCAAAAUGUGCCCACUGGUUUGCCAUGCAUUAAUGGAUAUUUGCUGGACUAGUUGCAACCAACUGCUGAAGCAAGUGAGCUGGAGUUGCAACAAUGUGCCGUGCAAGUGAACACCAUUUCUUAAAGUAGGCUUAUCAAAGAUGCACUUUAACAGUAAUUACUAAGUGUGUAUUAAAAAGUAGUAGACAACUAUGUAUGUAUUUAUAUGAGAUUUUUUUCGUUUUUAUGCAAUAAUCUAUUGUAAGUAGCAUUUUCUAACAAAGCAUAUAUACAUAUGUUUCAACUAAAAAUAAGUUGUUGAGUUGCUUAUUUAGUUAAUAAUGAAUUUUAACAAUAUGUAUCUACAUAUGUACAUACAUAACUCAUAUCCAGCAGGGACUAAAAAUUAAUGUAACUAACUCUAAAAAAUAAAAUGUAAAACUUAAAUGCCGAGCUGUAUUUUGAUAGAAACUUUAUUUCUCUCUCUCUGUAUAUGGCUCCCGCCAUACUCCAGUUAUGGUCCUUAAAUUAUUCGACUCAGACGAGAAUGAUUGGCCAAGAACGAUAGUAAUCGGUAUACGAGACGAGUAGUACGUUCAUGACUGUUAUAAACCGAAAUAUUCAUUUUGACGUGACGAGUUGCGCGUUCACGACUUGUAUGAUUCGAGCGCCCAGGAUCGCGAAGUUCGCAGGCCGUGACCUCGUUCGAGAAACGAAUAACGUAGCUGGCGUUUUGGAGCGUGUGGGUCGAUCUCAUAACCGGCCCGACCCGGGAAUUUACCGGAACGUGACGAGCAUAUGACUGAUAUUCUACUCCGUCCUUGGUUGAUGCAACUUUCGUGUAUAUUUUGACCGCCGUACCCACGCUACUGGACAAGUGACCACCACUAGUCAGUAACACAUAGCGGCAGCGCAGCCAAUGUAGGCAAGUCCAC